This is a messenger RNA of Zymoseptoria tritici IPO323, 546 nucleotides long. RefSeq lists its product as uncharacterized. Gene Ontology annotation, cellular component: cytoplasm; microtubule cytoskeleton. The coding region runs from base 1 to 546 and encodes 181 amino acids. The record is from RefSeq and is a predicted model, not a curated record. Gene Ontology annotation, biological process: protein folding. NCBI's taxonomy places the organism in Eukaryota, Fungi, Ascomycota, Dothideomycetes, Mycosphaerellales, Mycosphaerellaceae. Gene Ontology annotation, molecular function: GTPase activity; GTP binding. The transcript is spliced from 6 exons.
AUGUUGUCGAUAUUGAGAAAGGCUCGGCUCAAGGACAAGGAGAUGAGGAUUCUGAUGCUAGGGUUGGACAAUGCCGGCAAGACGACGAUUGUGAAGAAGAUCAUGAACGAGGAUGUGAACAGCGUGAGUCCGACGCUCGGCUUCAUCAUCAAGACGAUCGACUACGAAGGAUACAAACUGAAUAUCUGGGACGUCGGAGGCCAGAAGACACUCCGAACAUACUGGAAGAACUACUUUGAGAAGACGGACACACUUAUCUGGGUUGUCGAUGCCACCGAUAGGGAGCGAGUAGAUGACUGCCGUCAAGAGUUGAAAGGCCUGCUGGUCCAGGAGCGUCUGAUGGGUGCUUCUCUCCUCGUCUUCAAGAACAAGAGCGAUGUUCCUGGCUGUAUGAGCGAGGACGAUAUUCGCAAGGGCCUGCAACUCGACAGCAUUCUCACACACAAAUGGCACAUCCUGCCGUGUUCGGCCAUGACGGGGCUCAACUUGCAGGAAGGCUUACAAUGGGUUGUGCAGGACGCCAAGGACAGACUGUUUCUCUACUGA